Molecule: messenger RNA, 1068 nt
Organism: Iphiclides podalirius (scarce swallowtail)
Lineage: Eukaryota; Metazoa; Arthropoda; Insecta; Lepidoptera; Papilionidae
Source: the annotation of a GenBank genome assembly
AUGGCUAGUCCGCCACGGAAUCCUAGAGAAGGCGAGCAGGGCAGCUCCGAAUUCUCGGAGGAGACGAGCAGGGAACGCCCGACCGCCCCGCAGAAGACGUUCAUAGCGCCGCCCGCUUCGCAGCUGCCCACUAAGUUGCAAUACGUCACGCGACGAGCGUCUGGUCCGAGUGGCAUUAAGAAUGUGUAUCCAACGGUGAAAACGGCGCGACGGGUACCUACGUUGCCCGGGAAACCGAAAGAGGCCACGACGAGUUCGACGGGUAGCGAGCGCCCGGGCCCAGAGCCCGCUGCCCCCGGGCGGAGUGCCCGUCGCGAUCGCCACAAGCGUCACGUCUGCACUACCUGCGAAAAACGGUUUUCGAGCCCUGGCAAGCUCAGCCAGCAUGUCCUCUCCCAUACCGGAAGACGAGAUUUCUUAUGCCCUUAUUGUCCUCAAAAAUUUGGCCGCAAGGAUCAUUUAGUCAGACAUGUUAAAAAUGCUCAUCCAGAGAAAUCAUGGAGGUCUGCUGCAGUAGGUACGUCAAAGGAUCCACCACCAGAAGCCUCCACAUUUGAAGAAAGUUUUCCUGAGAUACCCGUAGAAGGGUUGGAAUUUAAGAUCUGGAAUCCUACUUCACCAAAAGCAAGCACAUCUGAUGCAUCUACAGUACGGACACGAGUGCCAUCAAGUGAUAUUAUUGUUGAAAUUCCACCUGACCUUGAUAUAAAAGUCGAACCUUUAGAAAUAAAACAAGAGCAAGAAACUUCACCCAGCUAUGAACCAUAUGCUCCUGAGUAUGAUGUUUAUGUCAUCCCCUCAACAUAUCCCCCAACGCCGUCCAACUUGCCGUAUAUUUCACAACCAUUAACUGAUCCAGAGCAAUUGCUUGAUCCUAGUAGUGUACAGUCUAUAUACUUAGAUCCAGGGGAAGGACCCUCAGUGUUGCCUGGUGAAAUGCUCCUGUUGGAGGAGAGUGAACCAUCAUAUGGGGCAGAGGAAGGCCGAUUACAUCGAUUACCAGCAUUCACGCAGGCUUUUCAAACAACACAGAGUCAAAAACCUCCCCCACCGCCACCACCGCCACAC